Molecule: messenger RNA, 423 nt
Organism: Protopolystoma xenopodis
Lineage: Eukaryota; Metazoa; Platyhelminthes; Monogenea; Polystomatidea; Polystomatidae
Source: the annotation of a GenBank genome assembly
AUGGUUGACGCAGGUUCGCUGUCCACUGAGUUGACCGAACUGGAGCUUGAGAUGGCUAUCCAUACUAUCGGUGUGCUGUGGCCGAUCCACCCAACCAUUGAGCACGUGGUUCUGCCCAAACACAAGCGUGCGUUUAACCGUCUUCCAGAAACUAUGUUCCUACUCAAUUUCGUCAUCACUCAGGGUGGAUGGCGUGUACAAGCCUCUGCUCUGGCCAGCGUGAUAGCUAUCUUGACCAAAGUGUCCCCAAGACAGACCACCGAUUUAUUGAGUCGGUUAUCUUCGCCUCCCCCAUUAGACGAGCAAGUUGGUGUACGUGACUUGGCCACUCGUCUUCGCCGUGCCCUGGAUAAUACGAAAAAUAGGCCAGUUCGCCAGCAUGCCAUGGCCGCUAUUGCCGCUCUUCUCAACCACUCGAGUUAG